UGGGAGCGCAGCCUGGCCAGGUGUAUCCCUGGGUUCCAGACUCCACGUGCAGAGAUGCCUCUGGGCGGAUUGGCUGACUUCACUGAUCGCUGCUGAGACUUGAGGAAGCGCUUUGCCUGCGAUGUUUAACCACAGAAGGUUUCACUUUCUGACUUUUGUGGCGGAGCCCUUCUCCCUGCAGCCCAGGGGCCUGUCUCGGUCACUGGUGCUGCUGGGCUGGGGGCCUGGGGCGGCUGCAGGGAGACCAGAGAGCAGAGUGGAGGAGCCCUGCGGGAGGGGCACCGGCGAGAGCGGGAAGAGCACGUUCAUCAAGCAGAUGCGGAUCAUCCACGGGGCGGGCUACUCGGAGGAGGACAAGCGUGGCUUCACCAAGCUGGUGUACCAGAACAUCUUCACCGCCAUGCAGGCCAUGAUCCGGGCCAUGGAGACCCUGAAGAUCCUGUACAAGUACGAGCAGAACAAGGCCAACGCACUCCUGAUCCGGGAGGUGGAUGUGGAGAAGGUGACGACGUUCGAGCACCGGUACGUCAGCGCCAUCAAGACCCUGUGGAACGACCCCGGCAUCCAGGAGUGCUACGACCGCCGGCGGGAGUACCAGCUCUCCGACUCCGCCAAGUACUACCUGACCGAUGUGGACCGCAUCGCCACCUCAGGCUACUUGCCCACCCAGCAGGACGUGCUGCGGGUCCGCGUGCCCACCACCGGCAUCAUUGAGUACCCCUUCGACCUGGAGAACAUCAUCUUCAGGAUGGUGGACGUGGGAGGACAGAGGUCAGAGCGAAGAAAGUGGAUCCACUGCUUUGAGAACGUGACGUCCAUCAUGUUCCUCGUGGCCCUGAGCGAGUAUGACCAGGUGCUGGUGGAGUCGGACAACGAGAACCGCAUGGAGGAGAGCAAGGCGCUCUUCAGGACCAUCGUCACCUACCCAUGGUUCCAGAACUCGUCCGUCAUCCUCUUCCUUAACAAGAAGGACCUGCUGGAGGACAAGAUCCUCUACUCCCACCUGGUGGAUUACUUCCCUGAGUUCGACGGCCCCCAGCGGGACGCUCAGGCGGCCCGGGAGUUCAUCCUGAAGAUGUUCGUGGACCUGAACCCAGACAGCGACAAGAUCAUCUACUCCCACUUCACGUGCGCCACUGACACCGAGAACAUCCGCUUCGUCUUCGCCGCAGUCAAGGACACCAUCCUGCAGCUCAACCUGAAGGAGUACAACCUGGUGUGAGCGGCCGCCCGCCCGCCGGGCUCUCCUGCGGACGGCUUUGCCUCACAGUCACGGGGGACGCGCCUUUCUUUCUAGACGCUCGCGCACCUUCUCGCCUCCUGUCAGUGGCAGAGGCCGCCUUUUUCUGGCCUUGACUUGUGGCUCGCUUUUUUCUAUUAAAAAAAAAAAAAGGAAAAAGAAAAAACAGAACCAAGACGUUAAGAGGAGACCUCACGAGGCCAGUGGGGGCGCCGGCCCCAGGGCCUGCCAGGGAGGCCCCCUCCCUGGUGUGUCCUUGAUCUCGGAAGGACGGCGUGGAGACGCAGAGACUGGGACUUUUCUUUCUUCCUUUUUUAAGUUAUUGACAUCCUCACCACUCUCACUGUUUCUGCUCACCGGACUCCAAGAAGUGGGGGUGGGUGGCGCCCCCCGCUGCCUGCCCUGGGAAGUGCCUAACCAUUUUUAUUUUGAGGACUCAAAAUAAAACCAAGCCCCCAGGGCCCAUCUCCCAGCCCUGCCUACAACGGGAGCCCUGGGGGCUGCGCAGUUCUCUGGGCUGGGCUGCCCGGCCCGGCCCCGCCCCCUGGGCCUGCUGCCCACGCAGGCUGGGGAGCCCCCUGGAGCCCGGGAGCAGGGAGGAGGCCCAGGAGUGGCUGUUUAUUUUGUUCUAUUUUGUAGCCAACUUGGAAACAGUGAGGUUGGGGUGGGGACUCUUCCAGAAUAUUCUCAGGUCUGCCCCAGAGAGGUAGAGCGGGAGGGAGGGUCGCACUGGUGGGUCUGUGGCCUCGAGCUCGGGCUCACUUCUGUGCCCGCCCGCGGGGAGGGCCACCCCGCACUGAGCCGUGGCGGGCCCUCAGCCAUGGCCGCACUUGGAGGCGCCUCCCAGAGGGGCUGAAGGUGGGAAGCAGGGGGCGCUGGUUUCUGGGGAGGGGUGCUGUUUCACCCCUCCGUUUAUCUGGGGGGGUGUGGACUGAGCACUGCGGUGGUUGGUUCUGUGUGGUUGGUGGUUUUGCACAAACGCGGGGUAAGUGGACGCCCGAGAUGCCUUGCACCUGCCCAGCACGUCUGGCCCCUACAGGGCUGCACUCGGUACGCCUUCAACGUAUACAAGGGAACAGCUCAAGACUCAGACCAGCCCCGUGCCAGCCCUGGCCCCACCGGGCUCUUAGGGCCCCGGGCGGGGGCUGCGUCCCUGUGGUUACCCUGCCUGCUGGGUGCGGGACGGGCGGGGCCCAGGCUUCCGAGCCUGUUCUCUGGCGUCUCCACCCCAGGGUCCCCUUCUGUGCCACGUGUCCGCUUGGGAGGGUUUGCCCCUGAAUCCUGAUGCGCGCCCUGGGGGCAGGUGGUGCCGCCGGCGGUGGGCCUCCCGAGGGCCCGGGCCACACAGGGGUGCGGUUGGGCUUCGAGGGCUGGCGUGAGCGUGUCGGGGGCCCCCAAAGUAUUAACUUCCCGAGAGGGUCAGUGUGCCGAGACCCCAGGACAAACCUGGGGGCAGUGCCAAACCUCCCCGCCUGGGCCUGCUGGCCCAGCCCCUCCCUCACCCAGUGUGAGGUGAACUUCACCUCGGGGCGCUUCCCCCGAGUGCGGACCUCCCGGCCCCUCCCGCUGUGUCUGGUAGCCCAGCAGAACUGCCCUCCCAGUGCCAACGCCCCCGGCGGCCAUGGGGGACCGUGCCUGCCGGCGGGGACCUCAUCUGGUUGUACUUGUAUAUUAUACAGUUCUGAUUUCAGACGAUUCCAACCUUAACCUAUUUAAAAAAGAAUAUUAUAUAAAAAUGCUGUUUUUAAACCUUUUGUCAUUUGAAAUGCAUGUAUUGUCCGUGCGGGCUGAGGGAUGGGCGCUGUCAGCUCAGUGCUGACCUUCUGUGGCCAAAGCUGCCCACGUCCAGGCAGCGGGUCGGGGCCCUGACCCCUUAAUCCAGAGAUCCCUGAUGGAAAUUGACUUUUCAUAUCUUUCUCCUGAAAUGAAUUCUGUUUUAAAUUGGAAUAAAUUUUGUUCCUAAACA
This is a messenger RNA of Camelus dromedarius (Arabian camel), 3206 nucleotides long. It is a transcript of the gene GNA11, whose product is annotated as G protein subunit alpha 11. The transcript is spliced from 7 exons. The record is from RefSeq and is a predicted model, not a curated record. Gene Ontology annotation, cellular component: heterotrimeric G-protein complex. Gene Ontology annotation, biological process: phospholipase C-activating dopamine receptor signaling pathway; action potential; adenylate cyclase-modulating G protein-coupled receptor signaling pathway. The coding region runs from base 122 to 1222 and encodes 366 amino acids. Gene Ontology annotation, molecular function: GTPase activity; G protein-coupled receptor binding; G-protein beta/gamma-subunit complex binding. Lineage: Eukaryota; Metazoa; Chordata; Mammalia; Artiodactyla; Camelidae.